Aureobasidium musti is the source of this 1359-nucleotide messenger RNA. The record is from the annotation of a GenBank genome assembly. NCBI's taxonomy places the organism in Eukaryota, Fungi, Ascomycota, Dothideomycetes, Dothideales, Saccotheciaceae.
AUGUUCUCAGGCAAGCUCGCUGCUUUGGCAGCCCUCCUCCCUGCGGCAGCUUUCGCUGCCAGCAUUGCAGGCAAUGGCUCUUCAGUAAUGUCCAAUGGCAAAUACGAGAUCUCAUCCGAAGGUAUUCGCGCCAACUUCGUUCCUUACGGCGCAGCCAUCUCCAACCUCUUCAUCCGAGAUGCUCACGGCAUCGAGCGUGAUAUCGUUCUUGGUUGGGACAAUGCUACUUACUACACCGAGGACAAGCUGCACCCGCAUUUCGGUGGUGUCCCUGGACGUUACGCCAAUCGCAUCAAGAACUCUUCCUUCGAGAUUGAUGGCACUACCUACCAUGUAACCCCGAAUGAGAAUGGAGGUCUCGACACUCUCCACGGUGGGCCCGAUGGCUGGUUCGUGAUAUUACUCCUCACCGGCUUCAAACCAAUAUUUACAUACCUUUCAGGNGAUUGGCGCAACUGGACCGUGACUGCUCACACCACCGACUCUAUCACCUUCUCCCUUGUCGACCCCGAUGGUGCCAACGGCUUCCCUGGCGAGGUUGUCAGCUACGUCACAUAUACUCUGACUCCNUUAGUAAGACAGCAUGUGAGACUUUCUAGAGCCACGCUAACAGCCUAUAGCCAAUGGCACUUGAAGAUGGUCGCAGUAGCAACCACCAANAAGACACCUAUCAUGCUGAGCUCUCACAAUCCCAACGACCCUACUAUCAACAAUUACACCGUACACUUGCCCUACUCUGGCCAGCGUGUUGGCGUUGAUGGCAUUCUAAUCCCUAAUGGUACUAUCUUGCCUAACAAGCAAGGUGAUGUGUUCGAUUUCUGGUCAUCGCCCAAGAAGAUUGGUGCCAAUCUGACUUCACCCGACCUCGUUGGUGGUUGUGGCAGUGGAUGCAUCGGUUACGACACUUGCUGGCUUGUCAACAGAGAUCAGAAUGGACCCUACGAUUGGCGCGAAUCUGGACCUGUCGCUACUGUGUCCAGUCCUUUCUCUGGCAUCCAGAUUGACAUUUUCACCGAUCAGCAGGCCUUCCAGAUCUACACAUGCGCUUCUCAAAAUGGUGAGUCUUAUAUUGUACUACACUCUUUAUCACUUCUAAUCAUGAUGAACNNAGGAACCACUACCAUCAAGGAGACUCAGGGUUUCUUCAACCAGACCGACCAACCCCGUGUUGUCCAGAAGUACGGCUGCAUGGUUAUGGAGGUUGAGGACUGGAUUGAUGCCAUCAACCAACCUGAGUGGCAAAGAGAGAAGAGAAACAUCUUUGGACCUGGUAGCGACCCAUAUGUUCUUCAGGCCACAUACAACUUCUCGGUGAACAAAGAGGUGGCAUCUACUUCCAACGGCACAUCCAGCUACUAG